GUCCGGAAUUUAACCAAUCAGAUUUGUGUGGCAAUUUUAAAAUGAAUGUUGUUGUUGACAGGUGCUUGUUCUUUUAUUUAACGAUGAUACUAUAAUACGAUCACACAGUAACAUGGAUUCAAGAAGUAGUCCAACAGAUAGAUCAGUUCCAUACACUGGACCUUACAGAGCGACGAAAUUAUGGAAUGAAGUAAUUGUGACCUUUAGAAAUGGCAUGCCUCUGGGUAGACACAGGAGAUAUAUGAAGACCUAUGAUAAUUGCUUUUCAUCAUCUGAGGCAGUUGAUUGGCUACAUGAUUAUCUAAAAUCUAAUAAAAAUUUUGGUGCAGAUGUAACCAGAGCACAGACUAUACAGUUGUUGCAGAAACUACACCGAGCCAGAGUUGUUGAGGAUAUAAGAGGAGGAAAACACAACAGAGCAGAUGUUUGUGACAAUAACAGACUCUUUAGAUUUGUGCAUGCAUCACCACAUCGACAAGUUCACGCUCGCACACCACUUACAAACAGGCAUGACUUAAUCAAUAAGGACCAGGGUCCAAUAACCCUGGACCUUGAUCAUGAAAAACCAGCACAGAUGUCACCCAUUAAAGUUUUACCAGAUUGUCACCUUGUAGCAAAACAACUGAAUGCUGCUGAUGUUGAGGAUGCAUGGAAGAACAUGACUCUUGACAGGUUGCAGGAAGUUCUGGGGAUAGAAGACAUGUCUGAAAUUUUAGACAGCAACUUUGUCAAUGGCAAACAUGUGAUGCACAACUGUUUAUAUAUCAACAAAAGUGGAAUUGUUACUAACAUUGAACCAAAAGAUCAGCUUCCACAUUGGGCUUUGUCUGCAAUGAAAUGUUUAGCUCACUGGCCUGAGAAAGUUGACGAUAAUUUACCAAGUUACCCAGGAUUUGAGAAGGAUGUGUUUCGUGUAGUUAGAGAUUAUUUCUGUGGACUUUCAGAACCAUUGUUGACUUAUGAGAUGUAUGAAGUAAUACUCAAUGUAUUUGUGACUGCAGAAGGAUUAAUACAAGGAGACUGUGAUAAUGAAUCAGACAUUCCAGAUGAGAUGUAUUCACCCAAUCAAAGAAGUAUAUCUUCUUUUGAAUCGGUAGAAAAUCUGUUAAUGAAUUUAACCAGUGUUGGAAGUACUCCUGAUGUUAAGUCCGGUAAAGGUUUACCACGAGUAUCAAGUACAUCUGUACUAGAACUAUCACCAAUUUACCCUGAUCAUGUUUUUGAACAAAAACGCAGAAAAAGUACAUCUAGCCUCACUACACCAGUAGCUGCCAAAUAUGAAACUGCAUUUGGACCAGAAAAUAGAACAGUAACGAGAGUUUACUUAAAUAAAGGUGGAGUUCAGACUGAAUAUGGGUAUACCAAUGGACCAGAAGAAUUGUCAAAAACACCAAUAGAAACCCAUUUUAAAUCAGCACAGGAUGUUCCACCUUAUGUUUCUAAUUCAGAACAUUGUUAUGAUUCUUAUGAUAUAAAUUUUGCUCAUGUGAGAUCAAUGCGCAAGAAAAAAUCUGAACCUUGUAAAAAUGCAAUAGAUAAAUAUAGACGACAAAGUAGUUCAGAAAACAAUCCACCACACUGUAAUAAUAAACCUGAAAGUAUUAAAUCAAACCAAUAUACAAAAAAUAAGCAUUACCUUCCUGCAAGAAGGAGUUACAGUGACUCGUCUAGUCAGUCCGAGAUAAAUCGUCCAGCUCCUGAAUAUGUCAGUCCACCAGCCUACCAUUCACUGUUUCCUGACGGUUACAAACCUGUCAUUGAUGGUAGAGCAUCACGUAAAUUAUUGAACCGAUCUAUAUCAAGUCAGGCUUUACAUAUGCUGAGAGCAUUGUCUUUUGAGGAUGAGGAAUGCCAGCAUGGUUUAAAUCACCAGGCAUAUACCGGUACUCAAACGUUGGGGAGAAUGAAAGGCAGGAGGUCUCUAGAUAACAUGUGUAGUCAUGGUAGUCAGACAUUAAAUAGAAGACCUAGUCAAGGAGCUCUAAAUAAGUGUCAAAAUAGUCAGUCAGAUAUACGAAGUCAAGGUCAUAGUCAGUCAGAUUUACAAAGUCAAGGAUCCUUGAACAGUUGUACAGACAAGUUACAUAGGAUGGCAAGCAAAGAAUCUUUAACUGGACGCAGUUUGAGUUUGUCAGAUUUGAUGCAUGCUGAAUCUAAAACAAAUCUUAGAAGAGCUUGUAGUGAUGCAGGACAAGUUGAGAACAUCAUAGAAAGAAUAAAAAAAUCGUUACAGUUGGUUUUCUUGUUGGUACCGCCACCAAACAGAAGAAAGUUACAUCUAUUGCUGAAGCUCAUGAACAAGAUGUUUAAUAAUACAAAACUACAGUUAGAUAGUGCACAGAAUACAAGAACCUUGUUACUGGAGACAUUUUACCGAUCUAUUUUGAGUUGUCAAGAUGAGGCUGACAUGGAAGACUUAUUGGUAAUGAGAAUUGUCUCAUUCUUAAUAGACCAUGGUGUAGACAUUAUGUUAGUGCCAAAAGAUUUAAAAUCAACAGUGGAAGAUAAAUUAGCUAAUAUGACAAAAACACAGAUUGUGUACUCACGUGACGUAUUUUCGUCAUUCAAUUAUUGCAAACAGGUGAGCAAAGAGGAUUACGAGGUACAGAGAAUGAGCAGUUCCCAGAAGGCUUUAGAAGAAUUACUCGAGGAAAUUAUCAAUGAUAGGACAAUGUCAGCUGCCAGGAGGAAACAAAGACUGAAAAAGUUUGAGAAGACAUACCCUGAUAUUUUUGCCAAGAAGUUUGCUACAUUCGAACAGAAGAAAGAUGUCAAAGAAGAUAAACCAAAGAUCAAACAACCACUGCUGAUCAGACCAUUGAUGACAAAACUUAGAGGACUUAGAAUUUAGUCUAUGUAAAUGAUCAGGAACUGCAUAUAUGGUGCUAGUUUUAAAUGUGCAGUCCUUAAUCAGGGUUGCAAAUAUUUUUAAAUUUACAUAACUGUUAUGAAUCAGGUUCUAUCAAAACAGAAUUUGUCGUUUCGGAAUCAAAUGGGUGUAAUUUUCCAAAGUGUACACCAAAACCUUGUGAUUGGUCAAAAACAUUCUGAACAAUGGAAAUUCAACCAAUGAAGUAACAUUAUUUUCAUUUUGGUGUACACAUCUUACCCAUAGUCCUUAAGAUUCAUAAAAAGUGAAUUGAAUCUGCGUUUAUUACUGUAUAUCCUGACCAGCUAACAAUAUUAUGAGAUUAAUAGGGAUAGAUGGGUAAAUCAAUGAUGUGUUUGUUAUAGGCAGUUUCAUCAGUGCUUUUUAAGCAUUCAAGUGAAACAGAAAUAAAAAUAAAAUGUAUUAUUUACUCUGGUGCAGUAAAAUUUAUUUAAUGUUAUAAGAAGAGAAAUGCCCUUUAUCUAUGUUAACCACCGACAUCAAUUAAUGUGAUUCCUCUGUAUGUUAUAGUUAAAUUUUACAAACAAUAAUCAAAAUCUGAACUAAUAAGUUAACUUUAUAUUUAUCAUAUUAUAUUUUUUUGUAUUAAUUGAUAAUUCUUUUAAUAGUUAGUCUUUAUUUUUGAUAAUCAUGUUAUGAUCAGCUAUUUUCAAUUUAGAAAAUUACUAACAUAUUCUGAUUAUAUAAUAUAUCAUUCUCAAUUGAACCAUAAUGCUUUAAAAUUAGAAAAUUUAAUACCAAAAUAAAUCAGGUAUGGUAAGUUUUUUUUCUCAUUUGAAUUGCUUUAUAUUUUUUUUGUUUUAAACCCUUUAAACAUGCAGUAUUGGUUUUGCUCAUUGUUGAAGGCUGUUUGAAGACAGCUGCUUACCUUCUAUACCAUUUAGUCUCUAGUGGAGAGUUGUCUCAUUGAUAAUCAUUCCAUUUCUUUUUAUUUCUUUAAGAAAAGGGAAAGUGUUGUUUUUGUUACAAAUUGUUAAAGACAUCUUAUCCAAUAAAUAAGUUCUAAAAUUUUGUCUUUAGAAUGGUUAAGGUAUAAUUUUCUGUAAAAAUAUUCAAACCUUGAAAAUGAAUACACUCUGUCCUUUAUUUUGAUAUACAGAUAAUUGUUUUUCACCCUUGGUAGUUAACUUUUGAUAUUA
Messenger RNA from Mytilus trossulus (common blue mussel), 4029 nucleotides. RefSeq names its product DEP domain-containing protein 1B-like. The record is from RefSeq and is a predicted model, not a curated record. Gene Ontology annotation, biological process: intracellular signal transduction. Lineage: Eukaryota; Metazoa; Mollusca; Bivalvia; Mytilida; Mytilidae. The transcript is spliced from 12 exons. The coding region runs from base 113 to 2851 and encodes 912 amino acids.